Brachypodium distachyon (stiff brome) is the source of this 1925-nucleotide messenger RNA. RefSeq names its product mitochondrial-processing peptidase subunit alpha. NCBI's taxonomy places the organism in Eukaryota, Viridiplantae, Streptophyta, Magnoliopsida, Poales, Poaceae. The record is from RefSeq and is a predicted model, not a curated record. Bases 132 to 1628 code for a protein of 498 amino acids. Gene Ontology annotation, molecular function: metalloendopeptidase activity; metal ion binding. Gene Ontology annotation, biological process: proteolysis. The transcript has 13 exons. Gene Ontology annotation, cellular component: mitochondrion.
CGCCCGAAGCGGAUCCCAGUCGCCGCUACUAGCUUUUACACGCCCUGAACCACCACACCCCCUCACCGGCGGCGGCUCCUUCAUCCUCCUCCACCGCAUCAGCGUCCCGGGAUCUCGGCUCGUAGGCGACCAUGUAUCGCAUCGCGGGGAGACACUUCCGUUCUCUCAAGCAUCAUGGUGCUAGUAGGUUUGCUAGCACAAGUAUUGUAAAACAGUCUUCGGGUGGUCUAUUGAGCUGGCUUCUUGGCGGAAACUCAAGCCAACUUCCCCCUCUUGAUGUUCCACUCUCAGGCAUUACGAUUCCUCCACCUCUACCAGAUUUUGUUGAGUUAUCCAAGACAAAAAUCACUACUCUUCCAAAUGGCAUCAAGAUUGCAUCUGAAACAUCACCGGGCUCGGCUGCAUCAGUCGGUUUGUACAUUGACUGUGGUUCUGUUUAUGAAACGGCCGCUUCAUCUGGAGCAUCACAUCUGUUGGAGAGAAUGGCCUUCAGGAGCACAACAAAUCGUAGUCACUUGCGGCUAGUACGUGAGGUAGAAGCCAUCGGAGGAAAUGUCUCUGCAUCUGCUUCCCGUGAACAAAUGAGCUACACUUAUGAUGCACUGAAGACUUAUGCACCGGAGAUGGUAGAAGUUCUCCUUGACAGUGUGAGGAAUCCAGCAUUUUUAGAAUGGGAGGUCAAAGAGCAGCUCCAGAAGAUAAAGUCUGAGAUAGCUGAAGUGUCUAGCAAUCCACAAGGUCUACUUUUGGAGGCACUUCAUUCGGCUGGAUAUUCUGGGGCAUUGGCGAAACCUCUGAUGGCUACAGAAUCUGCAAUAAAUAAAUUGGAUAUUAGUACCCUGGAGCAAUUUGUUCAUGAAAAUUACACUGCGUCCAGGAUGGUUCUUGCAGCAUCGGGAGUUGAGCAUGAUGUGUUGGUUUCAAUUGCGGAACCACUUCUAUCAGACCUUCCCAGUGUGAGACAUCUUGAAGAGCCAAAAUCAGUGUAUGUGGGAGGGGACUAUCGUUGCCAAGCAGAUUCUCCAAACACACAUAUUGCACUUGCUUUUGAGGUGCCAGGUGGCUGGCGCCAAGAGAAAACUGCAAUGAUUGUGACUGUGCUUCAGAUGCUCAUGGGAGGAGGAGGUUCCUUCUCUGUUGGCGGCCCUGGGAAGGGAAUGCACUCUCGAUUAUAUCUUCGUGUCUUGAACCAAUACGAACAGAUCGAAUCAUUCUCUGCUUUCAACAGUAUCUAUAACAAUUCAGGUCUUUUUGGAAUUCAUGCAGCCACUAGCCCAGAUUUUGCAUCGAAGGCUGUGGAUUUGGCAGCAGGGGAACUCCUGGAAGUUGCAACCCCUGGAAAAGUUACACAAGAACAGCUUGAUCGUGCUAAAGAGGCUACGAAGGCUGCCGUUCUGAUGAACUUGGAAUCAAGAAUCAUAGCAUCUGAAGAUAUUGGAAGACAGGUUCUGACUUAUGGGGAAAGGAAACCUAUCGAGUAUUUCGUGAAAGCUGUUGAGCAGACCACUCUGAAUGACAUCUCUUCAAUUGCCCAGAAAAUAAUUUCUUCACCACUUACAUUGGCGUCAUGGGGUGACGUUAUCCAUGUCCCGAGCUACGAGACUGUCAGCCGCAAGUUCCAUUCGUAGUGAGCAUUCAGCGCCAGGACCAUGUGUUCCAAGCUGUAGCCGUUCAAUGGCCCUCGGUUGGAACAAGUCAUUUUUUUCUUUUUUGUAGUUACAGAGAUCAAUAAUACGGUUUUGCGCAUGCCCUCUACCAUGCGACGCUUUGGCGGUUCCUAUAUCUGAUGGCACUGCUUGGUGAAUUAGUUGUUGGUAUAGACACCCUGUAUCACGCUUCCUGUAUACGUUUUCAUUCUGGGUCCAUUUUGACAUACUAGUGACCGUAAUUCUGGUGUCCUCAUGGUUGAACCCGUUUUCUUGCCA